GUCAACAAAGUAAAAAUCCUCCGUCUAUUAAAGUCCGUUUUUCAGUAAUAUUCAUUUUCAUCUUUCCCAUUUCGCCAUAAUUAUUACGGAUAUGUAGUGCAUAUACCGAAUCUGAUAUUUACAAUUCAACAUACACGCGCUUUCUAAUUUCCUUUCAUGGAUCCCUAACGCACAUCUUGACAACACUAUUUUCCUUGCGAAUUGCUUUCUGAUAAACAUCGAUUACUCGAAAUAUUUUGUCGAUAUAUAAGUAACAUAAUCGUGAUCCAAGAUCCAAGGCCUCCAAGGCGAUCCAAGAUAAUUAGAAGGUAAUAAAUCAUGGCAAACGCAUCCGACAAUGAAAAUGCAUUAAAUGCAACUCUGUCUCCCCGCGAAAAUGCUUCGCCCACAAUUUCAGACAGUUUAAGUAGCAGUAAGGAGGAUUCACUUCUUGGAUUAAAUAAAAAACAGGUUAUAUUAGAAAAUUCACUUCUGACCGGUAGAAAUACAAAUUGCAGCCCCCUUGAAAAUUCGGAGGUACGAAAUGCUAGCAGUUCGUCGCAAGAUUUCAUUGUGAAUGAACGUUCAAAUAUGCCUCAGAAUAAUCAUAGCGCAAAAAUGAGGCAGGAUGACAGUCCUGACAGCUGCAGUGUUGUUCUAGAUGACGAAGAAAGCCUUGGUUCUGGUAUUGAAUCUGAUGUUGAGGAUGCAAGUUCUGAAGAAAAGCCAGGGGAGCCAUCCAAAGUCCUGAGUCUGUUACCUCACUAUGAUCCAACCAUUGACACAAAGCUUCCUGAAACAGUGUCAUUACUGACAACUCCAGAUGGAGGGAAAGUGUAUCUUGUUGGCACAGCUCAUUUUAGUAUGGAGAGUCAGGAGGACGUUGCAAAGAUAAUCCAAGCUGUGCAACCUCACAUAGUGUUGGUUGAGUUGUGUAAAUCAAGAGUGAAUAUUUUGCAGCUAGAUGAGAAAACUGUCUUAGAAGAGGCUAAGAAUAUUAAUUUUGAGAAAGUGCAGUCAACCAUCAAGCAGAAUGGUGUUUUCAAUGGUCUGAUGUACAUCCUUCUGCUCAGUAUGUCAGCACACCUUACCAAGCAGUUGGGUAUGGCACCAGGUGGAGAGUUCCGAAGGGCAUUUGCUGAGGCUCGACAGGUGCCUAUGUGCCUUAUACAUUUGGGUGAUCGACCUAUACACAUCACACUACAGAGGGCUCUGGCUUCAUUGUCGUGGUGGCAAACGAUACGUCUUAUGUGGCACCUCAUAAUGUCCAAGCAACCAAUUAGUAAGGAGGAGGUAGAACGUUGCAAACGACGGGAUCUCCUAGAAGAAAUGUUGGCUGAAAUGGCUGGGGAGUUUCCAGCCCUCGGAACUGUAUUUGUAAAUGAACGCGAUGUGUUCCUGACCCACUCACUGCAAUUGGCAGCUCUCCCACAGCGUACUAAUUCAGGUGUUGUACCAGUACGCGUAGUGGGAGUAGUUGGCAUAGGUCAUGUCCCAGGAAUAGUACAGCACUGGGGUAAAGUGACUGCUGGAGACAUUCCUCCAAUUAUGAAAGUGCCACCACCAACCCUUACCAGCCGAGUACUGAAGUUGACAGUAAAAGCUUCCUUAUUUGGUCUGGUUGUCUGGGGUGUGUCUCGAAUUGUUCCAUUACCUAAAUCGCUGCCAAACAGUAUUGAUACAAUUCGAACAAGUGUGCACGAUUUUUUUCACAUCGGAGGUGCUGGUCAAGGAAGAUUCUGAGGCUAGUAAAACGUGACUUAUUGGUAAUUUUCUUUUGUGAUUGGAUCUUGGGAACCAAAUAAAAGAACUGUUCUGUUCAUAAGAGCCCGAGAAAAUAGUGUGGAGGACUGAUUGUCAUUCUCAGAGUUGUGGGAUUUGGUGCUGGUUUCAUCUGACUGUGAUUAAUUGUAGUGUUCAUUUCCAGAAGGAAAUAUUUUUUACUGAAAAUCGAACUAAUUUGUACUGUCUUUAAAAAAAAUAAAAUUGUUUGUUCAAUCUUGUAGACUAGAGAAAUUAAAGAAUCUCAUACAGUUAGGAGUGAAACAGGAAGAGAUUACAUUUGGAAGAGUGAAAGAAACGAAAUAUUAUCAGUGUUAUUUUGUGUAUUGUUAUAUGAAGAAUUUUUAAGUCACAAUGUUGAAAAGUUCUAACAUGGAAGAAUAUAAUUCCAGUGAUGAUUGCUCUGCCAUUGAAGAUUA
Messenger RNA from Cryptotermes secundus, 2180 nucleotides. RefSeq names its product traB domain-containing protein. The coding region runs from base 319 to 1722 and encodes 467 amino acids. The transcript has 9 exons. Lineage: Eukaryota; Metazoa; Arthropoda; Insecta; Blattodea; Kalotermitidae. The record is from RefSeq and is a predicted model, not a curated record.